CAAACUCCCAAAUCUCGAACCCCUCUUCCCAAAUCCCCCAUUUUCGGACCUUCAAGCUUCCAUAACUCACCCAACACUCAACCAAAUCCUCUCAUACCACCACCAAAACACUCCUCUCACCACCCUCUCCAACUUCAUACCCAAAAAUCACCACACCUCCCUCUCUCUCCAAAAAUCCGAAACCCUACCCCAAAAUCCCCAAAAUCCGAAUUCAAGCUUGAAAUUUGGACAAAAUGGCACCAAAAAGAAGCCAACCGGAGAGCUCUAAUGCUAGAGGACCAAUUCCGGGGUAUGAGACCAUCCGCUUUGGGCCGGGAGAUCACCGCAAACGAUUUUUGGCCAUCAUCAAAAGGCAAGUAGUUCCUUCUAGAUUCCUAUGUCAUAAUGCUCUUACACAACUAGGCUUGUUGAAUGGAAUGAGGGAACUAUUUGAUAGGUUGGAGAUGAAUUUGAUUUUUAAUAUGAAGUAUAAUUGUGUUGACAAAGUGAUUUAUGAGGUGAUGAGUUCGGCUAAAGUUGUUCUACAUGAUGACCCGGCGGAGUUCCUCUACGACAAGCUCACGUUUCGUUGGUUAAACAACGAAUACUCAAUAACGAGACGUGAGUUUGCGGAACACUUCGGCAUCCCCGCACCCCAUGAAAGGGGGAUACCGGAGAGCACACUUGACGGGCACACCUUAUGGGCCAAAAUGACCGGAGAAAGGAAGGUGAACGCGUCUAAACUAUCCAUUAGUCACGUUCAACAUCCUCUUCUCCGGAUGUUCCUAAAGUUCUUGUGCAACUCCUUACUUGGUCGCCCCAACAAUCACCAUACUCGGAUGGGGGACGUGGCCAUACUCACUCUAGCCCUUUUUCAUAGACCCACGGAAUAUAAUCUUUGCAAUUUGAUGUGGGAUCACUUGGAGGAAGCAUGUAAGAAGACCGGGAAUAUUGUGGUUGGGGGGGUUGUGAUGCACUUAGUGAGCAAAUUCGGUUAUACGGACAAUGCUCCAAUUCACCCCGAUUGCUUAAUGCACAUUGGUUGGUUGUCCAAUGCGGGUUUGAUCUCUUUGGGCAACAAGGACCACAAUGGAAACCAACGCUAUCGGUGGCACAUGAAAUACCCCGAACCCACCAAAUAUUUCCCCCUCCCUUGUGAUGAAUUGCCUAAGCUUAGGUAUAGGAUGGCCACAUUCGAGAUCCCCCAUUACCUCCUCCCAAACAACAUUCCACCCCACCUCCAAGAUCAAGCCAACCCACCCGAAGAACAACCCGAGCAUCAUCCCGAUCAAGCCGACAAUCAAGGACAUGAAGAUGUCCACAAUGCUCUUCCCGACCCUCCUCAAAACCCGCCACCCCAAGACUUUUUCCAACAACUCUUGGCGGGUCAACAAUCCCUCCUUGCCGGGUUCCAAACCAUGAGCCUCGAUUACACAAAAAUGGGUAGGCAAUUUACCCAACUUCAAGAAGAGCUAGGCCAAUACCGGGCGGAGCAACAAGCAAGGGACCGCCAAUUUGAUGCUUUCCGGACCGAGCAACAAUCGGCAUUCCAAAGGAUGGAGGAGCAAAGGGCGGCCGAUAUGCAAAGGUAUGAGGACGACUACCGGAGGAUGUAUGGGCCCACAUACUCAUACAUGUCCCACAUCGGCGGCUUUGCAUCUAUGUCCUCACCACCACCGGCACCCUCUUGGUAUAACCCCUCCGAUUGGGGUAAUUUCGGCGGCUCCACUUCCGGCGGUGGUGGCUAUGAUGGCGGGGAUACGACCAUGGGCGAGGGAGGUGGCGAUUAUAUGCAGGGAAGCGGCUUUGGAGGCGGAUAUUAUGGCGGAGAAAGUGGGCACUAAGGAUAGUGCCACGUUUCAAGUGUGGGGGAGGAAGCAUCAUCUCUUGGGCACUAUCUCUUGGGGAGGAAGAAGAAAGGAAGAAGAAGAAGUGAGGAGCAUAGAAGACCAUUAAACCCAAGGAAAAAUUUGUUUUGUAACUUCAUUUACAAUACUUGGUGGUUUUAGUUCCUUAUUUCUUCUUAUCUAUGAACUCAUGGUCUGUUGAUGGACAUUAUGUAAACAUUUGGUUUUACUCGAGGACGAGUAAAUAAACUAAGUGUGGGGGAGUUGACAUUCGUGUAAUUUCCAUAUUUAAAUUUGUACUUUUAAUUAGUUUCGAGUGAUUGUUACUUUGGAAAUUACACACUUUUGGUGUAAAUAGUUUAGUUUGUAAAAUAUUUGUAAUAUGUUUAGAUUAGGUUUAUUCUGAGCUCAAACAGGUCCAAAUACACUUUGGAGAACAUCACCAGUGGAAGGAAGGUGCAAGAAUGCAAGAAAAAGAUUGAAGAUCUCGUUUUUGGUCUGUACCCGAUCGGGUAUGACCUAUACCCGGUCGGGUACCCUUCUGAAAUUUCGAAUCAAAUCAAAUCCGG
Cuscuta epithymum is the source of this 2395-nucleotide messenger RNA. The record is from the annotation of a GenBank genome assembly. Lineage: Eukaryota; Viridiplantae; Streptophyta; Magnoliopsida; Solanales; Convolvulaceae.